UUCUGGGCGUGGUGGAUUGGUUACUGGCUCUCGAGCAGUUUUGUGGCAGUUUCUGCUGUUUUUGCAUGCUGUGGGGUGAUCUGAGGAGCUGUUGCAAUGCUAGCGGUGGCGAAGAUGCCCAAGAAGACGCUGGACGUCCAGGUCACGACACUGGACGCCGUUCUAGAGUUUUCCAUCGAGGCCAAGUCGAAUGGGAAGCAGCUGUUUGAGCAGGUCACCCGUACCAUCGGACUGAGAGAGGUGUGGUACUUUGGACUACGAUUUACAGACAACAAGGGCUACACCAGCUGGCUAAGAUCGGACAAGAAGGUGGUGGAUCAGAACAUAAAGCUGCAGGAGCGGCAGCCCAUCCAGUUUCACUUCAAGGUGAAGUUUUACCCCGAGGACGUGAGCGAAGAGUUGGUCCAGGAGCUGACUCAGCACCUCUUCUACCUCCAAGUCAAGGAGGCUGUGCUCAGUGAGGAUAUUUACUGCUCUCCCGAAGCGUCAGUCUUGCUGGCUUCGUACGCUAUUCAGGCAGAGUAUGGUGACUAUGACCCUGAUAUCUACCAGCCGGGCUUUCUCUCCAAUGAAAGACUACUCCCAAAGAGGGUGAUAGACCAGUACCAGAUGACUCAGGACAUGUGGGAGGAGAGAAUCACUGGGUGGUAUGCCCAGCACAAGGGCAUGCUCAAAGAGGAGGCCGAGAUGGAGUAUCUGAAGGUGGCACAAGACCUAGAGAUGUACGGCAUCAACUACUUUGUCAUCAAGAACAAGAAGGGGACCCAGCUCUGGCUGGGAGUGGACGCCUUUGGUCUCAACAUCUACGAACAGGACGAUCAACUCUCUCCCAAGAUUUCUUUCCCCUGGGGAGAGAUCAGGAACGUCGAAUACCACGGAAAGAAAUUCUGUAUAAUGCCAACCGACAAGAGGUCGCCGAGUUUCGUGUUUUACGUGGCCAAAACGAGGACCUCUGACUUGAUAAUGCAGCUGUGUAUUGGGAACCACGACAUGUUCAUGAAGCGACGGAGACUAGACACGAUGGAGGUCCAACAGAUGAAGGCCCAGGCCAAGGAGGAGAGGGCCCGGAAGCUGGCAGAGAGAGAUAGGCUGGAGAGAGAGAAGCAGGCGCGGCUCGAGGCAGAGAGGAGACAGAUGGAGCUGGAGGAGAGACUGAGGCAGAUGGAGGGCGAAGUGAGGAAGGCCAUCCACGCUCGGAUGCAGACCGAGGAGACACUCAAGAUGGUGACAGAACAGGUGAAGGUGGCCCAGGAGGAGGCGCAGGUUCACGCCCGCAAGAACCUUGAGGCCGAGGAGGAGGUGCGGCGGGCAAGGCAGAACGCAGUCCGCAGCGAGGAGGAGAGGAUGGCCAUGGAGAGGAAGGUCCAGCAGGUGGAGAGUGCCAUGCACGCUCAGUUGAGACACCAAGAAGUGGCUGACGGUGUACAGAGAGUUGACCACGACACAUCGGGAGGGGGAGGAGGGGGAGGAGGGGGCAGUGGUGCCAGUGGAGAGGGGAGACACUCCCCGAGACACCAGGCCAGCGGCAGUGCAUCUGCCAAGUCUCCGUCCAGUUCUCUAACAGGGAUCUCUGCAGUCAGCUCCGGCUCCAGCAGUACCACUGGCAACACCAGUACCACUGCCACCGUCGCUUCUCCGCCAUCUGGUGCAGGAUUGGAUGUUUUGACAGCCAACAGCAGCCCCAGACCUCUCACCCCUCACGGAGAGAUCGACCUCACCCCCAAUGGAGACAUGGAGGAACUCUCAAAACAACUCGAGAAAGAAAGCCAAGCCUACCAGGAGAGGUCAAGGUACAUCAGUGACCAGCUGAGUGCCCUCAAGACCCAGAUGGACGACCUCAAGAUGGAAGACAGAAUGACGCGCAACGACCUCCUCCACGAGGAACUCAUCCGCCUCGGAAACAACAAGAGAUUAGCACUUGACAAGGUAGACUGCUCAGUCAACGAGUGUCACGGGUUCGAAUCCUACCCAUGGAAGCUCUUUUUUCCUCGGAAGAAAAGCGUUGUCUUGGUUGUUGUUGAAUUGUACCUUUGCGUUGCGGCCUCGUUUAUGUUUUACAUGCAUGUUUUCUGUGUCUCACACAGCUACAUACUACAUACAUACAGGAGUGCCUCUGAAUUGGUUUGUGUUUUAGUUGUGUUGGUUUGACUGGAGCCCUGUCUGGUGAGCUGCUCUGGUAGCACAGUGGGGAGAGCUCUCUGCCUAUAGAGCAGUCUUGUGGGUCAGGUCCUACCCAGGACAGCUCAAAAAGGGCUGUCCUGAGUGGCUCAUGAAUAGAGGGAGCAGAGGGAAGAGUGAAAAGUUUCUCAUCUUGUUCAGAGUAAAACAGGUCCCCAGAAGACACGGAUUGCAUUCUACGAGGAACUAUGACACACAAGAAGAAGAACAAGUCUAUAACGUAACCCUCCUGUUAGAAGAACUUUAGCAGGACAUUGGUCACUUGAGCACUGCCACUACAACAAGUCAUUCUUCACUGUCCCUCCACAUCUACUGUGUGUGUGUGUGUGUCGUUAUUUUGUGUUGAUCAUCUAUAAAUUAUAUAUUUAGUACAUAGCACAUACUACAAACACUGUCAUUUUCGGAGUGUAUGGAGCUAUUGUGGAGUUGAUUACAGUGUGGUGAUAUUAUGGUGAAGCAGGGGUGUCACAUCUCUGGGGUGGUAGCCAGUGUCUCUCUCAUGGCAGCAUCACACAGAGUCACCAUGUCCCCCGCUGUCUGCACCUCGUCCUGGGUGGCCUCACGCACACUGUGGCACUUGAGCCACUCCUGCUUCUCGUCCCAGCCUCCAACCACUCUGCAAGCAUCAAUAACAAACAUUCAUACACUUUCACUAUUGAAGCAACCUUAUACUUUUUCUGCCCAC
Messenger RNA from Geodia barretti, 2863 nucleotides. NCBI's taxonomy places the organism in Eukaryota, Metazoa, Porifera, Demospongiae, Tetractinellida, Geodiidae. The record is from the annotation of a GenBank genome assembly.